AUGCUUUCAGUUGUGGCUGCCAGUGUGGAUACCUAUAAAAGUCCAGAAGCCAUUCCGCAUUACAACAUUCUCAAUGUCCUCCACCAGCAGCUACGAUCUGAUAUGUUAUGGAGCACAAGCCUAAGUCGGUGUGUCGCACCGUCAAGUAGGAACAUCCUCUACCUUGAAUCCAGGAAUCACAACCAACUGCUGCUGGGCCAGUCACGGCUUACCUGUGCUUCUAACCGACUGAAAGGCCAUUGUCUGCGAUUCCUUGGCAAAGAUGCCGAGGGCUACUAG
Dibothriocephalus latus is the source of this 279-nucleotide messenger RNA. The record is from the annotation of a GenBank genome assembly. Lineage: Eukaryota; Metazoa; Platyhelminthes; Cestoda; Diphyllobothriidea; Diphyllobothriidae.